Messenger RNA from Tripterygium wilfordii, 812 nucleotides. Its product is annotated as peptide methionine sulfoxide reductase-like. NCBI's taxonomy places the organism in Eukaryota, Viridiplantae, Streptophyta, Magnoliopsida, Celastrales, Celastraceae. The transcript has 2 exons. Bases 72 to 641 code for a protein of 189 amino acids. Gene Ontology annotation, molecular function: peptide-methionine (S)-S-oxide reductase activity. The record is from RefSeq and is a predicted model, not a curated record.
ACUUGUUGAACAUCUCCUGGUCUCUGUACCAGAAAUUUUUCCCGAAGCGCUGUGCUGUAGCCUGUAGUAGAAUGGCGAUCGACACGACAAACUCUGCUUUGGAGCUGGACUUGGUCAAUCCUGAACCGGGACACGAAUUCGCCCAAUUUGGAGCCGGGUGCUUUUGGGGAGUGGAGUUGGCGUUCCAAAGAGUGUUGGGGGUUCUGAAAACAGAGGUCGGGUAUUCCCAGGGUCACGUCCCGGAUCCGAAUUACAAAUUGGUAUGCUCAGGAACUACCAACCACGUCGAGGUUGUUCGGGUCCAGUUUGACCCGCAAGUGUGCCCAUAUACCAAUCUCCUCUCUGUUUUCUGGGGCCGACAUGAUCCCACAACUGUCAAUCGUCAGGGCGGGGAUGUGGGUACGCAAUAUAGAUCUGGUAUAUACUACUACAAUGAGACCCAAGCUCGCUUAGCCAGAGAGUCAAUGGAGGCGAAGCAGCUGGAGCUCAAGGAAAACAAAAUUGUGACAGAAAUUCUUCCAGCGAAUAGGUUUUACAGAGCAGAGGAAUACCAUCAGCAGUAUCUGGAAAAAGGAGGACGUCGUGGCCUAAAGCAAUCUGCUGAUAAGGGUUGCAAUGAUCCCAUUAGAUGCUAUGGUUGAGAACCAGCUAAUACAUUCAAACUUGUGCUCUAUAAUUUGGUUUUGCGCCCUGUCGUGCAGAUUGAUUGUUGUGUGGGCUACUUUAUUUUGAAGACAUCUUUAUAAAUUUGAACCUCCUUUCAUGUUUAGUACUAUGCUAUGAGCAAUAAAAUUGUUGUGCUUGAUGUUCAA